AUGGCGGCGGCGGCGGCGGGGCCCGAGUCCGGCGGCAGCAGCGGCAGCAGCGGCGGCCUCGGCGGAUCCAACACCUUCAAAAAGUCCCUGACUCCUGAGAUGCCGGGAGGAUCCCAAACCAUCCGGAAAGGUCACAGAGGAGUGGAUUCCACGGGAGAAACCACCUACAAAAAGACCACGUCGUCGGCGCUGAAGGGCGCCAUCCAGCUGGGCAUCACGCACACCGUGGGCAGCCUGAGCACCAAGCCCGAGCGCGACGUGCUCAUGCAGGACUUCUACGUGGUGGAGAGCAUCUUCUUCCCCAGCGAGGGCAGCAACCUGACUCCCGCCCACCACUACAACGACUUCCGCUUCAAGACCUACGCGCCCGUGGCCUUCCGCUACUUCCGGGAGCUCUUCGGGAUCCGCCCCGACGACUACCUGUACUCGCUGUGCAGCGAGCCCCUCAUCGAGCUCUCCAACUCGGGCGCCAGCGGCUCGCUCUUCUACGUCUCCAGCGACGACGAGUUCAUCAUCAAAACCGUGCAGCACAAGGAGGCCGAGUUCCUGCAGAAGCUCCUGCCCGGCUACUACAUGGUGAGAGCGCCCGGAAUUCCAGAGGUUCCUGGGAAUUCCCGGCCCUGGGAAUCCGGGAAAUCCCUGCGGAGUGCCCCCCGUGGGGCUGGGCUCUCGCCCUCCUGGGUGUGAGCCCUUUCCCAGCCCAAAACACCAUGGAAAACACCAAAAAAAUCCGUGGAAAACCCCAACAAUCCAUACAAAACCCCCAAACCAGAGGGAUCUGGAUGAUCUUCCCAAGUUAUAUCUGCAGUUUUGAAUGAUUUCUGACUCCAAAACCCUAAAAAUUAAUGGAAAAUGCCAAAAAAUCCAUGGAAAAACCCCAACAAUCCAAACAAAACCCCCAAACCAGAGCGAUUUUAUGUUCUUCCCACAUUUUAUUUACAAUUUUAAUGCAUUCCCAACUCCUAAACCCCAAAAUGCAUGGAAAACCCCAACAAUCCAAACAAAAGCCCCAAACCAGAGGAUUUUGAUGUUCUUCCCACGUUUCUUCUGUGAUUUUGACACAUCCCCAACCCCAAAACCCAAAAAGUCUAUGGAAAAACCUCACAAAUU
Molecule: messenger RNA, 1110 nt
Organism: Pyrgilauda ruficollis (rufous-necked snowfinch)
Lineage: Eukaryota; Metazoa; Chordata; Aves; Passeriformes; Passeridae
Product: phosphatidylinositol 4-phosphate 5-kinase type-1 alpha-like
Exons: 6
Coding region: 1-687 (228 amino acids)
Biological process (GO): phosphatidylinositol metabolic process
Molecular function (GO): phosphatidylinositol kinase activity
Source: RefSeq, a predicted model, not a curated record